Molecule: messenger RNA, 1291 nt
Organism: Temnothorax curvispinosus
Lineage: Eukaryota; Metazoa; Arthropoda; Insecta; Hymenoptera; Formicidae
Product: coiled-coil domain-containing protein 28A
Exons: 6
Coding region: 306-992 (228 amino acids)
Source: RefSeq, a predicted model, not a curated record
CUAGAUAUUCGUGCAAGAAGCCGUGACUCAGACAGAAGUGACAGUUGUGUGACAGUUUGGCGAGCGAGGUUAACUCGGGCGAGAAGCGAAAGUCGUCGAUUUCUUCGUCAGCAGUCCCGAUCAAACCUCUAAACACUUGAAAAUCAUAAUUGGAAGACACGAUGACACCAAUUAAGCGUAAUCCGUAAUUAUCAAUUGCAUCAACAAUUGACUAAACCGCGAUAAAAAUACCAUAAGAUAUAGUCAAAGGUGCGAUGCAUUAUUAAUAGUUCAGUUAGGGAUUCUUCCACACGUUUUUCGUCGCUAUGGUGGAAGCAGCUGGAUGUGGCGAAUUGCAGCAGUUGGUUCAAGAGGAAGAAUGCGAGGAGCCGCUCAGCCACGGCGGAGAAGCUACUCCUCCGUCGACGCCAGCGAGAUCUCAACGUCCAGGCAAAACUGAAACGCAUAAUUCCAACGUAACGCAACAAAUACUAUGGGAAAAUAACACACAAACAUCGCCGAUUAUUAGUAAAGGAAGCUCCGGUCAAGGGACAAGUCAAGGCUCCAUGGUUUCCAGUCGAGCUGCUAACGCUUCAAGUUACACUGGCAAUCAGUCUCGAUUGAUGUACCUUAAUGAGAAGGAAAAGCAGAGGCCUAGUCGGCCGGAUCCACCGAGAAUUGUGAGGCAGCAUAAAGCCGUGGUGCCAUGCAAACACCAUUGCUUUCUGUCAGAGGUACCCGAUGUCCGCCAUAUGGAGCAAGCUCUGCUGCAAUUGUUGGAAGACUUUCACAGCGGCAAUUUACGAGCAUUUGGAAAAGACUGUAGUAUGGAGCAGAUGACGGAGAUACGAGAGCAGCAAGAACGUUUAGCCCGGCUGCACUUUGAGCUGGGCCAACGGCAAGAAGUGGGUGGCGAGCAAUCAGGUCUCCGACAAUCGAGCGCGAAUAUGCGGCAUUUGCUUCAUCGUCUCCAACAGCUGAGUGUUUGUAUAGAAAAAUUGCAUAGCAAAUGACUACCUUAUAUUUACUAUUACAUAUUGUUAUAAAUUCUUGUAAUGAUAUUCGGGGAACGUACACCAUUAUAUUGUUAUAUACAACUUUUAUAAAAAAUACAUUGCUAAAUAUAUAUAGUAUAAAUAAAAUAUAUGUAUAUAAUAUAUAAAGUACUUUAUGUUGACCUGCUAGAGGAGAGAAUCGUAAAUGUAAUCUUAGGUAUAUGAUUAUUGUACGAACGUAUUUUUAUGUAUACCUGAAAGGAAAGUGUAGAUAGCGUAAAAAUAUUGUUAUAAGAAUAUAUAUUAAAAAUUUGAAA